AGCUCUUGCUUUCAAAUCAUCACACUUAAUCAAUUGCUUUAUCAUUUCAAACAAUCAGUGUCAACUGAAAGAAAAUUUAACAAAGUAUUCACGAUGAAAACCGUUUUGGCAAUCGCUCUUUUCGCCUCGAUGGCGUCUGUGAUUCUUUCCAGACAGGUUCGACCAGUACGCCCAGCGGUGCAGGUGGUGACGACCACGCCAUUGCCUGAACUUCCCGAGGAAACCAAGGAAGUAAUUUUGGAAUAUGUGGCCGAGAAGAUGGAAGACGCAUAUCCCAACAUGUUUGAAGAAAUUCAAACCAGAGCUAACCUUUUCAACCUGUCCGCAUACAUUAACAAUCCCAACCGCCCUAACGGGACUGCGUUGACCUUUGUUCCGCUCAUCACGCUCUUGAGUGGAUUGAUAAGUGGAUAGAAGUUGGGCUCUUGAUUUGAAAAUUAUUUAUGAAAUAUAAAAUUUAACCUCUUCUUAUUUCCUUUAUACGCUCUAUCUUGUAUACUUUCAAGCAGAUUUCUGUCAAUAAAAUAUUAAUACACAUUUUUAUCACCUCACUUACA
This is a messenger RNA of Folsomia candida, 557 nucleotides long. RefSeq lists its product as uncharacterized. The transcript is spliced from 3 exons. The record is from RefSeq and is a predicted model, not a curated record. Bases 94 to 414 code for a protein of 106 amino acids. NCBI's taxonomy places the organism in Eukaryota, Metazoa, Arthropoda, Collembola, Entomobryomorpha, Isotomidae.